CCAGAGUCCAACAGCAGAGCCUAGAGGUUCCCAGAGGUCAUUCUGCCCAGGACACCAGAGCAGACCUGGCCUCCAUAUUUAUGCUGCUUGAGGAGAACAUGAUCACCUUUGUGAAGAACGAGCUGAAAAACAUCAAGAGCUCUGUGAGUCCAGAUUACGCAGGAUGCUUAGAGAGGCAGAGGGAGGAUGAGGAGGUGUUGGACAGUGAGGAAGAAGAGCAGAGGAGCAGCAGCAGAAAGGCUUUUUUGCAGAUCACACUACACUUCCUGAGGAGAAUGAAGCAGGAGGAGCUGGCUGACUGUCUGCAGAGCAAAACUCUCGCUGCAGUGUGCCAACGUGAACUGAAAUGUAGCCUGAAGGAGAGAUUUGAGAGUGUGUUUGAGGGGAUUGCUAAAGCAGGAAACCCAACACUUCUGAAUCAGAUCUACACAGAGCUGUACAUCACAGAGGGAGGGAGUGGAGAGCUCAAUGAGGAACAUGAGGUCAGACAGAUAGAAACAGCAUCCAGGAAACCAGACAGACCAGAAACAUCAAUCACAUGCGAGGACAUCUUUAAACCUUUACCUGGAAGAGAGCGACCAAUCAGAACAGUGAUGACAAAGGGAGUGGCUGGCAUCGGGAAAACAGUCUUAACACAGAAGUUCACUCUGGACUGGGCUGAACACAAAGCCAACCAGCAUGUCCACUUCACAUUUCCAUUCACUUUCAGAGAGCUGAAUCUGCUGAGAGGGAAAAAGUUCAGCUUGGUGGAACUUGUUCAUCACUUCUUCACUGAGACCAAAGAAGCAGGAAUCAGCAGGUUUGAGCAGUUCCAGGUUGUGUUGAUCUUUGACGGUCUGGAUGAGUGUCGACUUCCUCUGGACUUCAGCAACAACCAGAUCCUGACUGAUGUUACAGAGUCCACCUCAGUGGACGUUCUGCUGACAAACCUCAUCAAGGGGAACCUGCUUCCCUCUGCUCGCCUCUGGAUAACCACACGACCCGCAGCGGCCAAUCAGAUCCCUCCUGAGUGUGUUGACAUGGUGACGGAGGUGAGAGGCUUCACUGACCCACAGAAGGAGGAAUAUUUCAGGAAGAGAUUCAGAGAUGAGGAGCAGGCCAGCAGAAUCAUCUCCCACAUCAAGACGUCACGAAGCCUCCACAUCAUGUGCCACAUCCCAGUCUUCUGCUGGAUCACUGCUACAGUUCUGGAGGACGUGUUGAAAACCAGUGAGGGAGGAGACCUGCCCAAGACACUGACUGAGAUGUACAUCCACUUCCUGCUGGUUCAGUCCAAGGUGCAGAACAUCAAGUAUCAUGGGAGAGCAGAGACAGAUUCACACUGGACUCCAGAGACCAGGGAGAUGAUCCUGUCUCUGGGAAAACUGGCUUUUGAGCAGCUGGAGAAAGGCAACCUGAUCUUCUAUGAAGCAGACCUGGCAGAGUGUGGCAUUGAUAUCAGAGCAGCCUCAGUGUACUCAGGAGUGUUCACGCAGAUCUUUAAAGAGGAGUGUGGGCUGUACCAGGACAAGGUUUUCUGCUUCGUCCAUCUGAGCCUUCAGGAGUUUCUGGCUGCUGUUUAUGUCUUUCUGUCAUUCAUCAACUCUGGAGUCAGUCUGCUGUCAGUAAAAGAAUCAGCCUCCAGGUGGUCUGCACGAUUUAACAAGAAAUCUAAACUAAAACACCUCUACCAGACUGCAGUGAACAAGGCCUUACAGAGUCCAAAUGGACACCUGGACUUGUUCCUGCGCUUUCUCCUGGGUCUUUCACUGCCAACCAAUCAGGCUCUCCUACGAGGCCUGAUGACACAGACAGGAAGUAGCUCACAGACCAAUCAGGAAACAAUUCAGUACAUCAAGAAGAAGAUCAGGGAGAAUCCCUCUCUAGAGAUCAGCAUCAACCUGUUCCACUGUCUGAAUGAGCUAAAUGACCAUUCUCUAGUGGAAGAGAUCCAAAGGUACCUGAAAUCAGGACGUGUCUCCACAGACAAACUUUCUCCUGCUCAGUGGUCAGCUCUGGUCUUCAUCUUACUGUCAUCAGAGGAGGAGCUGCACCUGUUUGACCUGAGGAAAUACUCUGCUUCAGAGGAGGCUCUUCUGAAGCUCCUUCCAGUGGUCAAAGCCUCCAGUAAAGCAGUGCUGAGUGGCUGUAAUCUGUCAGAGAGAAGCUGUGCAGCUCUGGCCUCAGUUCUCAGCUCCCAGUCCUCUAGUCUGAGAGAGCUGGACCUGAGUCACAACGAUCUGCAGGAUUCAGGAGUGAAGCUGCUCUCUGCUGGACUGGAGAGUCCACACUGCAGACUGGAGGCUCUCAGGCUGAGUGUGUGUAAGCUGUCAGAGAGAAGCUGUGCAGCUCUGGCCUCAGUUCUCAGCUCCCAGUCCUCUAGUCUGAGAGAGCUGGACCUGAGUCACAACCAGCUGCAGAAUUCAGGAGUGAAGCUGCUCUCUGCUGGACUGGAGAGUCCACAAUGCAGACUGGAGGCUCUCAGGCUGAGUGUGUGUAAGCUGUCAGAGAGAAGCUGUGCAGCUCUGGCCUCAGUUCUCAGCUCCCCGUCCUCUAGUCUGAGAGAGCUGGACCUAAGUAACAACGAUCUGCAGGAUUCAGGAGUGAAGCGUCUCUCUGCUGGACUGGAGAGUCCACACUGCAGACUGGAGGCUCUCAGGUUGUCAGGCUGUCUGCUCACAGAGGAAGGCUGUGCUUCUCUGGCCUCAGCUCUGAGCUCCAACCCCUCCCAUCUGAGAGAGCUGGACCUGAGCUACAAUCAUCCAGGAGACCCAGGAGUGAAGCUGCUCUGUGCUGGACUGGAGGCUCCAACCUGCAGACUGGAGGCCCUCAGGCUGAGUGUGUGUAAGCUGUCAGAGAGAAGCUGUGCACCUCUGGCCUCAGUUCUCAGCUCCCAGUCCUCUAGUCUGAGAGAGCUGGACCUGAGUCACAGUGAGCUGCAGGAUUCAGGAGUGAAGCGUCUCUCUGCUGGACUGGAGAGUCCACACUGCAGACUGGAGGCUCUCAGGUUGUCAGGCUGUCGGCUCACAGAGGAAGGCUGUGCUUCUCUGGCCUCAGCUCUGAGCUCCAACCCCUCCCAUCUGAGAGAGCUGGACCUGAGCUACAAUCAUCCAGGAGACUCAGGAGUGAAGCUGCUCUCUGUUGGACUGGAGGAUCCAACCUGCAGACUGGAGGCCCUCAGGCUGAGUGUGUGUAAUCUGUCAGAGAGAAACUGUGCAGCUCUGGCCUCAGUUCUCAGCUCCCAGUCCUCUAGUCUGAGAGAGCUGGACCUGAGUAACAACGAUCUGCAGGAUUCAGGAGUGAAGUGUCUCUCUGCUGGACUGGAGAGUCCACACUGCAGACUGGAGGCUCUCAGGCUGAGUGUGUGUAAGCUGUCAGAGAGAAGCUGUGCAGCUCUGGCCUCAGUUCUCAGCUCCCCGUCCUCUAGUCUGAGAGAGCUGGACCUGAGCAACAACGAUCUGCAGGAUUCAGGAGUGAAGCGUCUCUCUGCUGGACUGGAGAGUCCACACUGCAGACUGGAGGCUCUCAGGCUGUCAGGCUGUCUGCUCACACAGGAAGGCUGUGCUUCUCUGGCCUCAGCUCUGAGCUCCAACCCCUCCCAUCUGAGAGAGCUGGACCUGAGCUACAAUCAUCCAGGAGACUCAGGAGUGAAGCUGCUCUCUGCUGGACUGGAGGAUCCAACCUGCAGACUGGAGGCUCUCAGUGUGGACCAUUGUGGAGAGCGGUGCCUGAAACCAGGACUGAAGAAGUAUUCCUGUGAACUCAAACUGGACAUAAACACAGCGAACACAGAACUCCUCGUAUCUGAGGGCAACAGGAAGGUGACACGUGUGAGAGAGGAGCAGCCAUAUCCUGAUCAUCCAGACAGAUUUGACUUCUGGACACAGAUGUUGUGUAGAGAUCGUCUGACUGGUCGCUGCUACUGGGAGGUCGAGUGGAAAGGAAAGACUCAUGUUGGAGUGAGUUACAGAAAAAUCAGAAGGAGAGGAAACACUCAUGAAUGUGUGAUUGGAGGGAAUGAAAACUCCUGGUGUUUGGUCUGCUCUAAUAGAUGCUUCAUUGCCAGGCACAAAACCAGAACAAUAUACAUCCCUGCCCCCUCCUCCUCUAACAGAGUGGCAGUGUAUCUGGACUGGCCUGCUGGCUCUCUGUCCUUCUACAGCGUCUCCUCUGACACACUGAUCCACCUCCACACCUUCAACAACACCUUCACUGAGCCUCUGUACCCGGGCUUUGGGUUUGGGGUUUGGUGGUGUGGUUCUUCGGUGUCUCUGUGUCAGAUUUAA
Messenger RNA from Myripristis murdjan (pinecone soldierfish), 4265 nucleotides. Its product is annotated as NACHT, LRR and PYD domains-containing protein 12-like. The transcript has 14 exons. The record is from RefSeq and is a predicted model, not a curated record. Lineage: Eukaryota; Metazoa; Chordata; Actinopteri; Holocentriformes; Holocentridae. Bases 81 to 4265 code for a protein of 1394 amino acids. Gene Ontology annotation, molecular function: protein binding.